GCAGGAUUGAUCCAGCAGCAGUAGAUCCAUCCCGGCCUGCAGGGGGAUCAGAGCUCAAUCCCUCUCUCUCCUCCUCACACAGUCAUGGCUGACAGAGCUCAGGAGCAGAGACUCGGGUAAUUUUACACAUAUGGACGCUUGGCGGAUUUGAGAGGUUUGUGCUUCAGAUGAAUAUGAAGGCGACGGCGAUCUUAGGCGGACUUCGCAGGUUAAAUCGGUCGGGAGAGCGGAGGCUCUGAUGCUGGCACCAUCACUGUGAAAUAAACACAGGCUCAUUCGGAGAAUCCAGCAGGCCAACCAAAGCUCUACAGAAGCUGUCAAAAUGUCUAAAAGCAAGAGCUCUGAAUCUGUUAAGGUGGUGGUGCGUUGUCGCCCCAUGAAUGAGAAAGAGCGAGUCGCUAACUUCAAUAGAGUGGUAUCUGUGGAUGUGAAGUUAGGGCAAGUGGCAGUGUGCAACCCUCGAGGUGCAUCUUCCCAUGAGCACCCAAAAGUGUUCACUUUUGAUUCUGUCUAUGACUGGAAUUCAAAGCAGAUGGAGCUCUACGACGAGACUUUCCGCCCGUUAGUGGACUCUGUACUGUUUGGCUUCAAUGGGACCAUCUUUGCAUAUGGCCAGACUGGCACUGGAAAGACUUACACAAUGGAAGGGGUACGAAACGACCCGGAAAGAAGGGGUGUGAUCCCAAACUCAUUUGAACACAUUUUCACACACAUCUCCCGCUCUCAGAACCAGCAGUACUUGGUCAGGGCUUCAUAUUUGGAGAUUUAUCAGGAGGAGAUCAGAGACCUUUUGUCAAAGGACCAAGCACGUCGUUUGGAACUCAAAGAGCGACCAGACACAGGUGUCUAUGUUAAAGACCUGUCUUCGUUUGUCACUAAAAGUGUUCGUGAGAUUGAGCAUGUGAUGAAUGUGGGGAACCAGAACCGCUCAGUUGGUGCAACAAACAUGAAUGAACACAGUUCUCGCUCUCAUGCCAUCUUCGUCAUCACCAUUGAGUGCAGUGAGUUGGGUCCUGACGGAGAGAACCAUAUUCGAGUUGGGAAGCUUAACCUUGUUGACCUGGCAGGAAGUGAAAGACAGACCAAAACCGGUGCUCAAGGUGAACGCUUAAAAGAAGCCACUAAAAUCAAUCUCUCCUUGUCAGCUUUGGGAAACGUCAUCUCAGCGUUGGUGGAUGGAAGAAGCACCCAUAUCCCGUACCGUGACUCUAAGCUUACAAGACUUCUUCAAGACUCCUUGGGUGGAAACGCCCGAACGGUUAUGGUGGCCAACAUUGGACCAGCUUCCUACAAUGUAGAGGAGACUCUAACGACGCUACGCUAUGCAAACCGCGCCAAAAACAUCAAGAACAAACCCCGUGUCAAUGAAGACCCCAAGGAUGCCCUUCUUCGGGAGUUUCAGGAGGAGAUUGCCCGCUUGAAAGAACAGUUGGAGAAAAGGUCUGGAAGGAAGAGGAGGAGAAGGAGGAGAAGAAGGGUUGGAGAAGGAGGAGAGGAGUUUGAGGAUGGGGAGGAUGAAGAGGAUGAUGAUGAUGAUGAUGAAGACGAAGAGGAAGGAGUGGAUGCAGAUAAGAACAUUGCAGAUUAUUGGCAUGAGCAACAGGAGAAGCUGGAGAAGGAGAGGAGAGCCAUCAUGGAGGACCACAGUCUGGUGGCAGAGGAGAAACAGCGGCUGCUGAAGGAGAAGGAGAGGAAGAUGACUGACCUGCACAAAGAGAAAGAGGCAUCAGAGAUGCUGACAGCCAAAGUUAAGGCCAUGGAGAGCAAGCUGCUGGUAGGAGGAAAGAACAUAGUGGACCACACCAACGAGCAGCAGAAGGUUCUGGAGCUGAAGAGACAGGAGAUCGCAGAACAGAAAAGGCGGGAAAGGGAGAUGAAGCAAGAGAUGGAGUGUCGUGACGAGGAGACACUGGAGCUAAAAGAGACGUACAGUUCACUGCAGCAGGAAGUUGACAUCAAGACCAAGAAACUGAAAAAGCUCUUUUCCAAGCUUCAGUCUGUAAAGUCAGAGAUUCAGGAUGCCCAGGAUGAGCACGUGAAAUACAGACAGGAACUGGAACAGACUCAGAAUGAACUGACCAGAGAACUUAAACUCAAACACUUAAUCAUAGAGAACUUCAUCCCAAUGGAGGAGAAGAACAAGAUUGUAACAAGAGCCACAUUUGAUGAAGAAGACGAUCUCUGGAAAAUGACCCCCAUCACCCGUAUACAAAAUGAUCAUCAGAUGAUGAAAAGGCCUGUUUCUGCAGUGGGCUACAGACGGCCUCUGAGUCAGCAUGCCCGUAUGGCCAUGUUGAUGCGGCCUGAUGUCAGAUACAAGGCUGAGAAUAUCUUGCUGCUGGAGCUGGAUUUGCCCUCCCGGACCACAAAAGACUACGAGGGGCCAGUGAUCGCACCUAAAGUAGCUGCAGCUCUGGAGGACGCUCUGAGGGAGGAGGACGAAAUCCAGGUGGACGCCUCUGGUUUUCAUGCCAGCCUGGGCUCUAGUCCAGGCCUCAGUGCCUCAGCUGCUGGCUUUUCCAAGAAACCAAAGUCAGGCCGUCCAAAAACAGGCAAGAAGGUGAGCACUCCAACUUCAGCCCAUAGCCCUCUGUCCGGCUCAGGGUCUCCUCUUUACCCACAAUCCCGAGGCCUUGUGCCUAAGUGACACCGGCCCUCUGUGAAAACCUUCACUGCCCCAAACAAACUGACAUGCUUCAACAUUAUUGUCCAGACAUAAAACGUCACAUUAAAGAUGGUGGGAAUGUCUCAUCGAGUUAUUUAAACCCAUCAAUUUAAGGCUUGAGCUUUCAAACUACCUUAUUUGUUGAUGUCCCUGACAUCCUGUUUUUAUUGCACAAAAAAUGACAUUUGGCAACCUUCAAAGUCUUACAGUUGAACAACGAAGCUUCGCAGAUGUAAGCGAAAUGUUCCGAUGUUACAUGUUUGGUGUGUGUGAGCUCAUCGAGACAGCAGAUGGUCUCUGGAUUGUGAUAUGCCAUUGUGGGGAUGUAAUCUUGUGUGUGUGUAUUUACAUUUUCCAAUUCUAGGAUUAACAAAUUUCUUACACGGAGUAGCUGAUCUUGAGAUUCAUGCUGGUUCGGGCCACAAAAGCACUGUAUUGUUUGACUAGAGUGAGUAAACACAUUACGUCAUUGGCCAAGACCCCAAACAGCCUCUAAGCCUUUCCGGAAGAGUCUCUUUGGCUAAAAAAACAGGUUAUUGAACAGCAUUUUCAGCGCUGUAUUCAGUAGAGGGGUUUAAAAGUCAUCACAUAUUAAGAAUAUCAGGGUUCCAGGGUGCCUUAGAUUCUCAUCGAGUGUUGAAGUGGGUUUCAUGCUGGUCUGAGAGUCCCUUGACCUGAUUGCUGGAUCCACGUCAAAGCUCCUGUUGAUGUUUUCUAAAAGGAACACUAUACUUUGUUUGGAAAUAGGCUCAUUUAUGUCUCUAGAGUUAAACUGUUAAGUUUUACCAUUUUUGUAUCCAUUCAGCCGGGUCUGGUGGCAGCAUUUUUAGCAUAGCUCAGCAUAAAUCAUUGAAUCGGAUUAGACCAUUAGCAUCCAGCACAAAAACAAAAAAAGUUUCAAUAAUUAUUCUAUUUUAAGCUUGACUCUUCUGCAGUGCUAAGAUGGAAAGAAAUGAAGUGCUAUAUUCUAAGUGAUGAUGGCUAGGAUCUGCACUGUCAUUCUGGAGUAAUAAUCAAGAAACCUGAUGACAUAACGAAGCGCUGUUACCUUUUCGCCUAACUGGGGACUUUUUAGGUGCUGUAAAAUAUCAUAUUGACCCAGAAAAUUGCUUCUUUAAAAUUUCCGUCAGUCUAGUACACAAGAGUCAAGUUUUAAAUGGGAAAAUUAUCCAGAAUUUUUUUAUAAUUUUUUUUGGAGUGAAAUGCUAAUGGUCUAAUCGGAUUCAAUGAUCUAUGCUAAGCUAAGCUAAAAGACCAUUUGGAGAUCAGCGGAAUGGAUACAAACAUGGUAAAACUCAACUGUUUAACUCCAGGGGACUGAAUACAAUUUUAAAAUUAGCCUAUUUCCCCCCAAAAAAUGAAUGUUCCUUUAAAGCAGCGUAACACGCCAUGAACGUGUUGUGUUGGUCAGGCUUGUGUUUAAUGUUCAAAUGUGACACACAGACCUGUAAGCUGUGGAUGCUUGUUUCUGCCAUUGAAUAAACACAAAAAAGAUAAUUGUGAUGUUUUAUCGUAUAAUAAGUUAAUCUAAAAGUAUUUUUAUUUGGAUUGUUAAUAAAUGCAGCUUAGGGUUAUAAACUUCAGUGGAAAAAGUGGAAGUGGGAGAUUUAAGCUGGAAAUUACAAGCAGUAGCAGUUGACUACUUGCUAUUCCGUAUUUUCCUCUGGAUUACCUGGUUGCUUUAAAUUUUUAAGCGGAAUCAAAAAAACCUCAUGAGUCAUUGAACUUCAUAUGAUGUUAAACUGAUUUAAAACAGCUUGCUCAACUUUUAAAAUUGAGUUAACUUAGUUUAAAAAGUUACAAUGAACUAAAAACAUAUGCUGGCUGGACUAAUCGAUCAUAUAAUUUUUUUACAGUGCGGUUAUUUUUUUUCUUUAUGCUAUUUAAAAAUAAAAAGUCACAACUCUAAGUCAAAGAUGCUCAGUUCCGAUUCUCAGUUCUUCGUAAAAUGUCAGAACAGAAUUGUGAGAUUAAUUGUAUGGUUAUGUUUUUAAAAUUGACAACUUUCUAUUCCGUAUUUUCUUCUGGAUUAUCUGGUUGCUUUAAAUUUUUAAGCAGAAUCAAAUUAACUUCAUGAGUCCAUUGAACUUUAUAUGAUGUUAAACUGACUUAAAACAGCUUGCUCAACUUUUAAAAUUAGGCUAGAACAUGAUUUACUUAGUUAAAGUUACAAUGAACUAAAAACAUGCUGGCAGGACUAAUCGAUCAUAUAAUUUUUUAUUUUUUUUUUUAUUUUUUUUUACAGUGCGGUUAUUUUUUUCUUUAUGCUAUUUAAAAAUAAAAAGUCACAACUCCAAGUCAAAGAUGGUUAAAUUUAAAUCUUGAAACAGCUUAGCAAUUGAGCAUUCUGACAUUAUUAUCCUUUAGAGUUCCACAAAUAUUUUACUUGCAAAUUCUCACAAUCUAGGCUCUCAAAAAUUUAGAGAAAUUUAAAAAAAAUCAUAGGAAAGAAUAUUUGUUUUUGCUGAACUGAAGGUAAAAUUCAGAAUUGCUAGAUUAAAAACGUUUUCUUGCAAAUUAGUUUUUUUUAAUCCCCUCAGAAUUGCAAAACUACAAUAUAAAAUUGCAAAACCGAUUCUCAGUUCUUCGUAAAAUGUCAGAACAGAAUUGUGAGAUUAAUUGUAUGUUUAUGUUUUUAAAAUUGACAACUUUCUAUUCCGUAUUUUCCUCUGGAUUACCUGGUUGCUUUAAUUUUUAAGCUGAAUCAAAUUAACCUCAUGAGUCCAUUGAACUCUAAGACAAAGGAGGUUAAAUUUAAAUCUUGAAACGGCUUAAAAAUUGAGCAUUCUAACAUUAUUUCCCCUUAGAGUUCCACAAAUAUUUUACUUGCAAAUUCUUACAAUAUAGGCUUUCAAAAAUGUUGAAAGAAUAUAUAUUUUUAAGCUGGAUGAAGGGAAAAUCUGGCUUUUUACAUGUCAGAAAGAAACAAUAUUUGUUUUGCUGAACUGAAGGGACAUUUUGAGAAUUGUGAUUCUCUGCAAACUCGCAGCUAUCUUUUUUUCUGUUCUAUGGUGGAAAUGUGCUUUCAUAGUAAACGGGUUUGACUAAAGUCUUAUUUCUGUCUGUUGAACUUGACUACCCCUCCUUGAACUAGUGAACCAUUGCCUGCUGCUACUGUAGGGUUCUUUUACCCCUCGUGACUAAACAUAAGGUUUAUGAGAGACAGGUUCGUAAAUAAAUCUGCAUUAUCAUUGCAGUUGUAUUUAAAAUAAUAGUAAAUACAGUCUUAUAGGAACAUUUAAGAUGCUUAACUUAUUACCAUACUAGUCGGUUUUAUAUUAAAACAAUUGUAGAUAGUUUAUAACGGUCUCAUUUUCUUUGCUUAGAUUUAUAUGGUUUAUUUUUUUGAAUAUGUAUUAUUUAAAGUUGUGUACAAAUUUAUUUUUGCAUAUGAGAUUUAAAUAUCAUUUUCACUCAAUUCACUGUUACUUCAAUCGGUAAAUGUACAGCUUUUGGAUUGUCAGAAUGUGUACUGUAAAUCCUAAUGCUGGUAUUCUCAUUGAAAUUUUUCCUCACUUAAAUGUGCAUUAUCUAAUCAAUAUUCAUGUCAAUAUUAUUGAAUACACCUCUAGUCGCUAUUAUUUUAAGUUUUAGCAUGACAUUAAACAUCUAAAGCAUUUAAAGACUCAAUGAAACUAUGUCUGCGCUUUAAUUCUACAUGUUCACCUUCCAUGUGAUGCAUGAUUUCAGUGCUGAUAAACAUCCAUGCUGAGAAAACCGAUGUUUUUUUUUCUACUAAAAUGUUUUCAAAUCUGUGAGUUUAGUAUGCAAAUGUCUUCAAUGUUUAACUGUCUUUUAAUUAAAGGAUAAUAAUUAUCA
Molecule: messenger RNA, 6484 nt
Organism: Danio rerio (zebrafish)
Lineage: Eukaryota; Metazoa; Chordata; Actinopteri; Cypriniformes; Danionidae
Source: RefSeq, a predicted model, not a curated record